CAAAUUUAGAUAAAAUUUACUCUUUUAUAUUUAUUAAUUUGUAUUAACUUGAUAUUUUUACAGUUCAAUUAUUGUAUUAUUACAUAAGCUCAGUUUUUGUAAGUUAUUAUUAAUAAUUUUUUUAAAACAAAAAAAAUGGAAACCAAAAUUAUUAAUGAACAGCUUGAAGAUAAGCAACAAAUAGUAAGUUUUCAGUUAUUUGUUUGAAAUAAAUUUAGUGUUUACUAUUUGGUUUUAUUACUAUGAACCAUAGUUUUUUAUUUAACUAUUUACCAUUAAAAUGUUCUCAUAAAUUUCAUGCAUAUAAAGAAUAAUUUAGAAUAUAGUUCCAUAGUGAUCUAUGUUCUCUAAGGUAGAGAUUUUUGUUAAAUAAUAUUACUUUGCAAAUUAAAAUUACAAUUUAUCAACAAUUUGUUAUAGAUGAUUAACAAAGUACUUACUAUUGUUUUACUAAAUUAGGUACAACAGGUAUUAAAUUUAAAAAAACAUUAAUUAUGACAUUAAACAUACUAGAGUAAAGACACCAGUGUAUGCCAGUUUAAGCAAUUAUAUAAUUUUAUACAACUCUAAAAAUAAAAAGGUUCAGAAUUUAGGCAACUUCAACAGAAAUAUAAAGCUUCAGUUAUGUACAAUUAUAAUAAAACCAGGAACGAGUAGGUAAGUUUUAAACAAAAAAAAAAAUUUGAAAAUGCUAAAUUCUAACUAAAAAAUACAUGAAACGGAAACUCGAACUUGAUGAAGUUUUUCCCAUAACUUACGAAAAAGUUCGUUCAACUUUUUUUAUCACAUUCUUAAUAUACACACAAAAACACACAUCUUGAAAAAAAAAAUUAUAAAAAUCGAUAGGUUGUCAAACUAGAAUUAUGCCUAAUAUCAUCUUAUACAUAUCAGAAAAAUAAUUCUACUAGUGUAUACCUCAAACAAAUUUUGUUGUUUAAUUUGUGUUAUAAUUCCUUAAAUGGUUUAUUCUAGUUGUGACAACAUAUACAACAUCUGAUUUCUUUAAAUUAAUGUUUAUAGAUUCUAGUGGCAUUCACUAAUUAUUUUUCCUCUAACUAAUUUUAGUGUUAUCUCUAUAUCUUCGAUUGUAGGCAGAGCGAAGAAUGUAUUGGUUUUAUAAUGAUGUUUAAUUAUUAUUAUAUUUUUCUGUGAACAAAUUUUUUACCAGAAAUUUUGCUUUAAUUUUAAAGUGUAGCACUAUUUUUAAAAGGAAAUCUGCCUGAGGUGUUAUUUUACAGAGAUUAUUGUUCAAUUUUCCCAAAAGUGGGAAGAAAUGUAGAAAAAAUUGAUGAAAUUUAUUAUUUUCAAAUCUUAAAUAUUAAAUCAUUCAAAACAUGUAUAAACGAAGUUCGUUUUUUGUUCAAUCAUUUAUCAUUGCAUACAAAUUUACAUUAAAUUUCCUAUUUACCUUCUCAACUUUUCACCUACAAUAGUUGCUUACCCAUCGUACAAAGUAUGUCGGUUUGUUUUUGAAAUUUAUUUAACAUAAAAACAAAAAAAAGAUAAAUAGAAACCAUGUUUUGUGGAAAUCAAUACAGAUUGUUUAAGUUAGUUGCAAUUAUUUAAGUGAGUUCAUUCUUAGUUCUAAUUUAAUAUAAAAGAAGUUUGUAUUUACCUAUUUUCCAAUUCUAUUUCAUGAGGAAUGUACCUUUUUUCUAUUUUCAGGUCACAUAUAAAUAUUUGUCACAAAAAUUGGCUAUUCAUCCAAAUAAAGCAAAACAGUGAGUUAAUAUUCUUUUUAAAAAACUUUAUUUUGUUUUAUAUAUGACCUGAGAGGGUUUAUUAUUAUCAAGGCUCAGAUUUUAUAGCACUAAAAAUCUAAAAUAUUUCAAAUAUGCAAAAAAUAGUAAAAAUUAAAUUUCAUAUUUAGAGUACCUAGCACAUAAAACAAAUGUAAAGCUCACUCUGAUAUUUUUAUCUGUAUCCUAUAAUAAUUAGCAAGUUCUAUAAAAUCUGAGCCCUGAUUAUUAUAUUAUUUUUCAUAUUUUAAUAUAGUAAAUCUUUAUGAUCAUUGUUAAUUUAUUAAUUUCUUCAACCAAAUCAAUUUUAUUUUAUAACUACCAUAUUUUAUUUCUUUUCUCUUCUAAAAUUUGUUCAGAGAUUAUAUCUUCCAUUCCUAAAAUUGGUGUUAAUUUUAUUUACGAUUUUCUACUCUCCUCAUAAGCACAUCUUACAUUUGUGACUUUUCUUAUGUUGUAUUUAAAUUACAAUGGUUAAACAAGCGUAAAAAAAAAAUUGUUUGCCUUUAAAAUUUCUUUUGGGUUAAUCUCUAAUAGUAAAAACAAUUAAAUUUAUUAAUACCUAUAUUAUUGUUUUAUUAAUUUUUGUUUAGAUUAUUAAAAGAUUAUGCUUGCAAACUCACAGAUGAUAAAAAUUAUUCUGUCAGUAUUAUUAUUGGAGGUAUACUUAAGGAAACUGAUGAGUUUUGCAUUGUAUUGGCAAAUGAUGAUCAUGCCAAAACUGUACGCCGUCGGUUCAAAAAAAUUAAUUUUGAGCAUUUAUAUAGUAUUCAGCCCAUUAGCAGGCUUAGUGAUAUCAAUAAUGCUUUAUAUUUAGUGGAUAGUUCAGAAAAUAACUUUGUUAACUUACCAUCAAGUAUCAAAAAAACAGAAAAGGGAAUUAUGUCAAUUCCUGUAAAAAGUGUUGAAACUGCAAUGGAAAUUGAUGUACCCUUGGGUAAAGAAACAAACUCAACAUCAAAUACAGUUUCUAACUAUAGUAAACAAAUAGUUUCAAAACAGUCAGUUAAAACUGAAUUAGACAAAACACAGAAAAACGUAAUUUUAAUAUUUAAUUUACUUAUAAUUUCUCCUUCAUAUUUGAACUUUUAGGUAACUGGAAAUAAAGUUCAAAAUAAUGAAAAAAUUGUCUUGUAUCUAAAACAUUAAUUUGGAUACCUACCCAGAAAAAUAAUACGAGAUCAGAUUUUCCAUUUUUCAACUGCUUUUCAGUAACUCUCAAUACUUUUAAAAGCUACAGUAUAUGGUGUAUUUAUUAGUUUUUUUUAUCAACCUGUAUUUUGGUAUACUACUUUAAUUUUCUAUUCUGAUCAAUUGUUCACCUUUUCUUUAUAUUCCUUAAAGGUUCUGACUCUUGUAUCCCUUUUAAUUUGCCCGGCAUAAGAUUUCCGGACACAUACAACCAUUGUUUAACACUUUGCUUUGAUUAUAUCCAUUUAUGUAUGUUUUUCUUUUAUUGUACAGCACUGCCCUUUUAUAGUAUGUAUGAAUAAUUUCAAAAGUAAUUCUAACCUACAGACUAGAUAUGUUCUAGUUGACUAAAUAGAAAAUUUCUUUAGUAUUUUUCAAUAUUUUGAUCUUUUUUCCAUUAUCUAAGUUAGAAUUCAAUCUAACUUCUUUUAAUUUAAAAAAAAAAUAAUUGUUAUUAAAUAUUUAUUAUUUCUAUUUAGAAUAAUAAAUUAGAAUCUUUUGUUGAGAAAAAUGAAAACAAUAAAACAAAGCCCGAAGAAAUAGAAAAGAAAGUUAUUCCAAAAAAAGUAAAAGUUUAUUGGUAAUACUAUUAUUAAUUCAAUUUAUUUAAAAAAAAAAAAAUAAUAAUAUUUCAGAUUAAUUCAGAUUUCUUUACAAAAUUCAAAAAGUCCAAUAAUUUGGAUAAUACUAAAGCUGAUAUUAAAGAAAAAGUUUCCACAGAAAAUGUUAUAAUAGACCAAAUAAAAGAUGAAGAUGUUGAAGUUUCAAAGCCAAAGAAAAAUAACCCUCAAGAAAAUUUAAACAGUAAAAAUGAAGUAAAAACUAAAAAAAAAUCAUUAAAAAAAAAGAACGAUGAAAAAAAAAGCAAUACAAAGGUUAAAAGAAAACGUAUUCAAACUUUUGAUAGUUCGGAUGAAGAAAUAGAUAGUGAAGAAGAAGGUGUGUGUACAAAUUUGUUUUGAUUUGUAUUAACUAUUUUUAAGUCGUUUUUUUUUUUAGAUAAAAAAAGAUCUGAAACUAUUAUGGAUGUCGAAGAAGAAGUUGAUUUUGUACAACCUACUCCACCACGCCCAACAAUAAGAGAGAAUAAGAAAAAAGAGAAACAAAUGACCACUUCUACAUUUAUAGAUGAUGAUGGAUUUGUUUGUAAGAAAAUAUUUUUAUACUUGUAGUUUUAUAAAAUUUAAAUGUCAAUGAAAUCUUAAAUAAAUAAUUAUUUUGUAAAUAAAAUUAAUUUAUGUAUUUAUUUAUCUUUUCUAGGUACCACUAAAGAAGUAAAACUCGUGGAAAUAGAAUGUGAACCAUCAGAGUCUGUUGGAAAUGUUGAAAAUUUAGUAGCUAAUGAAUUAGAUACUGAACCAAUCAACAAAAAACCCAAACCUUGUGAAUCAGAUAUUAAUAUUCAAAAAGAAAAGAAUAAAGUCAAAAAUAAACCUUCAAAAAAUAAUAAAUCCACUCAGGGCAUGAAACAAUCAUCAUUAACUAGUUUUUUUAAAACAAAAUAAUAAUCUAUUAUUAAAAAUUUUAAAAAUACAUACAUUUUAACAUUUAAUAUAUAAAUAUUUUUUGUAUGAACCACCAGUAUAAUAAUUUAUAUUAGGUAUACAUUUAUAAGUUUAAUGUAUUUAGUAUAUAUUUGUGUGAUCUAAUAACAAUAUUUUUUCCACGUCAAGUUUAAUUACAACCCUUCAAGGUUGAUAUUGUAUUGAUAGGCCAUUUGAAAUAGUGUUUUUAGAGAAGGCAUGAAUGUAGAUAUUUUAGAAAAUUCUGGCCCCGAAACCAGUUGUGUAUGUAUAUUAAAUGCACCAUUGUAAUCUCGCUUUAGCACGAGAUCGAUCAUUGUGUGUAGACAUUGAAUUAAAUAUGAAGAUAACUG
Cinara cedri is the source of this 4806-nucleotide messenger RNA. The record is from the annotation of a GenBank genome assembly. NCBI's taxonomy places the organism in Eukaryota, Metazoa, Arthropoda, Insecta, Hemiptera, Aphididae.